This is a messenger RNA of Priapulus caudatus, 3898 nucleotides long. Its product is annotated as basic helix-loop-helix domain-containing protein KIAA2018-like. The record is from RefSeq and is a predicted model, not a curated record. The coding region runs from base 270 to 3608 and encodes 1112 amino acids. Gene Ontology annotation, biological process: regulation of DNA-templated transcription. Lineage: Eukaryota; Metazoa; Priapulida; Priapulimorpha; Priapulimorphida; Priapulidae. Gene Ontology annotation, molecular function: transcription coregulator activity. The transcript has 4 exons.
GUUGUUCUCCCCGCGUGCUACCAGUGGCAGUGGUGCUAACAUUGUAAGUUACGUUUGGCCAACCGUCGUGUGCGAACAAUUUGCUUAAACCGGCUUUGUGUCGAGUUGUAUGAGUGUGCAUAACCGUUGGAUACCUUGCUUUAUAUGACUAGCUAUUAUUACACGUGUUCCGAGUCAAAGGAGUAAUUAGUAGACAGAGAUUUGAGGAAAAGUCUACCCAAUUUCUGAGGUGACAGUAUUCACAGCAUGCAGAUUUUUCCGUGAAAGGCAUGCCUUCUAAGAUUCCAGCUACACAGAUCUGUGCAGGCCCUCCUUCAACGCUCAACCCUAGUGAAGAAGCAAGUGUGGACAGUUGCGAAGGCCUGUCGCCUGCUGGCUCACCAGUCAAUAAUGACACGCAUUCAGUUCAACAACUGCCUGACUUCUCGCCAAAUGAGAGGAAACCCCGAAUUGUUUCCAUGGCUUCGAACCCCGACGAUGACAUCGUAACGCAUGGAAUCGAUUGCAAGUGCUGCCCGAGGUCCCCUGAACAUCUGAGAAAAAAUAGUAACACGAGCCCAACCAGUAAGGACUCUGGUGGUUUAUUGGAUAUCUGUAAAAGCGUUGACCAGGUUUAUGUAUCUGAUGUUAAGCAUGGUUCGAAUGGUAAGGAAAUAGAGACCUCUUCAGGUACAGCCGACACAGAGAGUGCUAGUAGUAGUGGAUGUAAUAGUCCCAAGCCAGGUAAAACAGAGAAGCAAACAGGAUCUAGAAGCCCAUUUCCAUCACCAAAGCGAAUCAUUAAAAGUAUUUCAAGAAAGGAGAGUUCAGGUAGGUCAGAUGGCAGGAAUGCUAUCAUGUCCGGAAGAGAAGAUACACAGUCUACAAAAGGAAUCAAGAAAUCACCAGGACCAAGAAAUGGUGAUUCAAGAAGUAGCGGGUCCGGUAUAAUAGACCACUUAAGUGAGAUGGUAACUUCUUUCAAAUUCCUUAAACACCCGAAAAGCCCCAAGAGCCCCAAGAGCCCCAAGAGCCCAAAGAGUCCGAAAAGCCCUAAGAAUUCCAAAGACAGUAAAACGGCUCCUGCUACACGCCAUAUGAAAUUCGUUUACGAUGACAACUCUGCUGGAAUUGCCAAAGAUAAGCAGCGAAAAUUGAAUGACUAUCACGAGAUGCCAUAUCACCAGGAGCAGCUACCAGAAUCAGUAAAUAGUAAUAUUAUCAACGUGAAGAAGCUAGAUGGGGACGAAGGUUGUCACAGUAAAUCUAGUAAGACUUGCAGCCCACUAGCUAGCAGAGAGCGGUCACGCUCCAAGAGCCCUGGAGUCAAGACGACGAUAACGAUAACCUUUGACAAAUGCAAAGGUAAGACCAGUCCAGACAACGGACUUGACUCCCCAAAGAGUGUCGAUGAGUCACUUACCAAAAAGCCAUAUAAGUGCACAGACCUCGAUGCUGUUGAGCAACAGCUAAAAAAUUGUGUAGACAGCUGCUCUUCAGAGAAAUCUGCCUCUCCUCCACCUCCAGAGAAAAGUUAUGAUCGUGAUAUGCCAGGCCCUGAAAAUACAGCACUGUCACAAGCACAUGAGAGCCAGUUGUCCGAGUACGUUUCUAAUAAUAAGAUUGAAUCUGAGCCUGAGCCGCAUCCUUUUAGCCGAUACCAGCUGAUUGCUGGUUCAAACACCAUCAAAACGAUUAGGCCAAGGCAGCUGCCUGUGCCACCGGAAACACUUGCAGCAGUGUCUAGUAACAGUAAGCUACCUAUUACUGCUCACCCGCAAGCAACUUUUUCGCACGCACAGAUAGGCAGUAAUGGAGACACCGAUCAUGAAACUAGCGCUGGAAAAGCCGGUCUGCCUUCGCUAGAUGAAGUGAAGCAGCUUAACUACACUGUUGUUGACGUUUCGAAGUUUGAGCCUAAGCAUCCGCCGAUUGCGGUUAAGCCCAGUAGUCUCAGUAGAUAUGGUAUUGCACACAGACCUGAUCGACAGUCACGCCGUGACAAGUAUGACCGUGCUUCAGAAGAUCAGAAACUUACACCCGUGGAGUGUGGGGUUACAUCUCGACCUACCCCAUCAGGUGGCCGGCCAAGUGGUGAUAGUUUUCAGUGGGGAGCAAACUCACGAUCGUCACUUCCACAACAGAAGAAGUCUGUAAAUUUUGAGGAUCUUGACGUUGCUAAUCAGUGGCAACAGGAAGCUAGAGAUAAUGAAAAUUCAUUUGUUCGUGGUGGGUAUGAAAGGUCGACAAUGCCUGAACCUCGAAAGCAGUCACAUCAGCAGCAACACCACCAGCAGCAUUGGCAACAACAACAACAACAACAACAACAACAACAACAACAAGAAAAUGAUCACCAGCAGCUGUACCACCUCCAGCAAAGCCAACACCAGCCAGUGUAUGAUCAACAGCAACUGAAUCAAUCAAACUGGAAACGAGUAGAUCCAGUCAAACUGGUACACCCUAGUGCACACAGGCGGCCAAUAUCUACACCGCGCGUGACAAUCGACUCGCGCGGAAAAGUGAUGUCACCAUUGACGAGCAUUAAUGAGGAAUCCCCAAGGCACCCAUUGAGUACAGCACAGGCAUCGAGCUAUCACAUCUAUGAUACUCCCUACUCAAGCGUCGAGUGGAGUAAUCAAAAUUAUGGCUGCAUGUCAAAAAGCUAUCCGCAACCCAGUAGAGACUACAUGAAUGCGGACGUUGUGAACUUGCACGAAAAUUAUAGAGAGAGACAAGUGCCACUUCGCAGCGUCAGCAUGCGACUAGACCAGCCGGAGUGCAUCUUCGACACUCAACGCGAUAUUCUGGUCAGGUCGCAGUCAUUCAGCCCACACAGCACUAGACCCGGCAUGGAGAACACAGACGAGAACAUGUCCUUGAGUCCAUCACGUGACAGAGCCAGCAUAAGAGCUUCCUCUGGUCCGCUUGCACUUGUAGAUCGGGGAGAAUCUCAACCAGGAGCAAGAAUGCGAAUCUCUCAUGGUGGCCACGUGAAAAUCGGUGGUGCGGAUACCGAGAAUCGUAAGGUAUGCUUGCCACGCAACCAGCCACAUUACAGCUAUGUGAGCAGACUGGGAGCAACCCCCUAUGCAGUCGGGGACGAGCCGACGUACGUUAAUCUUAGAACUGAGCGGUCUGGCUACCUGCCUCCAAGGACGCGGUCGGGUUUCCCUCCUCGCAGUGAAUCUCCGUUACAAGAUAGAAGCAAUCACUUUGGUACGGAUGCACACAGCAGAAUGGCCCGCCCUUCGGGCAACUUCCAGAGAAAUGACAGUGGGGAGGGCAGCACGCCCGAGCAGCGUGCAGAAUCAACGCCCUCUGGUGCCAGCGAGUGCAAUCCCGACAGUGGCAUUGACAGUCCAAGGUCAGGUUCCCAGCAGUCUUUCAGGUCGCAAUCUCAGCAAUCUAACCACAGCGACAAGAGGGACGGAUCAUGGAUACCUCUCACGUACAGUAGCCUGAAGGUUCAGACUAUUUCUAAUGAUGAAGGAAGCACAGGUCAGAGGGAAGACAGCCAAGCCGGGAGACCAUCAGCCCACCUGAACAAAUGUCCGAAAGCUGCGGUCUUCUCAUCACUGGAAAAUUUGGGUUGGAAUUUCUUUAGCUAUCGCUGUUGGCACAGAAAUUAACUACUCCAUUGACUUUAUGUACCAAAGAUGACAGAACAGACAAAGAUGCAAUGUUAAUUCACAAGCUGAAUUCACAAGUCGUAAUACACAAGGAAACUACUCAUUUGACACAUCCCUCAUCACUUGAGAAGUUGUUAUACUGCGACUCUCAUUAUUACAACGUGUAUUCUAUUUGAUUUUGUGUAUUGAGGGAUGUUUUUUUGUAAAGUCUAGUUGGAAUGUAAUUAUAUGCGAUUGAGAGUGAGAGUAGUAGUAAGAGACAGAUUUGAAGUGUUUGUGAAACUUUACUU